GUCUUCUCAGAUUCUGUGGUAGAACUGCUGCCUCCCAAACAAGAAACUCCAGUGGCAUUUAGCGGUUCUAAUCAGUCCGAUGUCCCGGCGGACAGACUCUUGGUCAAACGUCAUCGUUUAGACAACGUGCCAUUCACACUGACUUUUUGGAUGCGCCAUGGUCCACACAGCCCUCCUGCUCAUCCGGUCACGCAAGAUGAGGCAAAUGGUCGUGAACAUAUUGUGUGCAUUUCAGAUGAAGAAGAAAAGAAUCGACACCAUUUUGCCGUGUAUGUACACAACUGCAAAUUGACCAUGCUUCUUCGACGGGAACCUGUAAAUUCGAGAAAUCAUGAGCGGGUUCGUUUGUAUCCGUCGCAGUGGCGUUUCUCGGUGGAUGAUGUCUGUGACAAUCUGUGGCAUCACUAUGCCUUAUCUUUCCGUCCACCUCCAGCGGAAGUUGUUCAAGGAUCAGUGGACGAGACGAGUGAUUGGACAGUAGAGACUCAGGUCAAAUUGCUGAUUGACGGAGAUCCAGUUCCUUUUGAUGCUAAUCUGGUACAAAUCACCGAAGAUGUUCCCAUGCACGAGCUUCGACACCACUCGACCAGGACACGUUUAACUGUCGGCGCUUGUUGGCACUCACGAAUCGCACGUCACGUGCAACAUUUUACGGGUGAGUUGGCUGCCAUGAUGCUCUCGAUUGGAGCUGAGAUGCCAAAUGAACAAGUGCAAUGCUUGGCUAAUUGCUAUCCGCGACUUCACGUGACCGGACCGUUAAACAAUGCACAACUGCCGGAUUUACCCCCACUGCAUCAGUCGCGCUUGGAUAAUCUGAUCGUCCAGGCAAAUCACUUGACUGAUUUGACAGAUCUGAUGCAACACGUGAUCUUUUUCAAUCCCCGCAUCAAACGUUUACCUACACAACGCCCGGAACCAGUAGCCAUUCGCCUGAGCACGUCUGUCAAAUAUCCAUCAGAAUGUCAGGCCGCAGACAUCCCAGUCUCCACAAUACACUUAGUUCGUUUGCCCCUCACGAAGACAGUAGAAUCAUCCAUUUGGGCACCACCGCAGACGUCCAGAUCAGAUCAGCGGUUGGGUGAUUUAAAAUCUACCGGACAGUUAGUCUCGAGCACCGGGCGUGUCGUACCCAUGCACUCACUUAUCCUUCGAACCAGUCAAUCUCUGUCCGAACCGCUCACGAUAUCUUCUAGCGCAUUGAUUCAAGGCGUAUGGCUUUUCCCUUCGGUCGAACUGUCUUGGCUUUCACUGGCAAAACCGAACAACGCCGAAAUGGUUGAAAUGAAUGAUGCCGUUUCGCAUUGUGAUGUGGAUUUAUGUCCGGCAGAAUCAAUCGAUAAAGAACCGCUAGAAUUUGCCCGACAGGAGACUAUCACAGUCGGCACAGAUUUCCUGGCACCAGGAAUACGCAUAGAACAGUCCACUAAUGGGAUGCGAUUCCGUGGCCCGGUGAGAGCGGAUGAGAUCACUCAGACAUUGCAACAUCUGAAAUGGUUUAAUCUGGAGCACGAACCACCGGAAAAACGCUGUUUCCGACUUAUCUGUGUCGCUCAAGCGGAUACCCAUUCGGGACCACAGUUGCUGGUGCAGAGUAAUAUUCUUAAAGUUGUGGGUUCGCAAAAAGUAGACGAACCGGCUGUCCUGUUGAAACGUGAUCCGCUUCUGAUGCCGGUAAAAACAUCCGCGGACGACUCGGUCCCUCAACUGUCCGAACCAAACAUGAACGACCCGUCAUGGACUAAAAGCAUGCAUGUGACGUACACAUUGAUGGGCUGCGCAAUCGCCAUUGUACUCAUUUCCAUUGCGGUUGGUAUGACGUAUUUCUUCCGAGCUCGUCGUGCAAAUGGUCCGACAGUGCCUAAUGCGAAAAAAAAUCACCGCUGGGAACCAGUGCCUACUCUAAAAGGGCCAGUGAGCUUUCAAGUUCCAUCGACAAUCCCUGCCCGUUCAUCCAUCAUUGGGGAGAGGUCGGUUGGACCACGAAAUGCCACUUUGGAAGUUAUCAUCAAUCCGACAACACACCGCAAGGAGUUCGAAGAAAUGGAAAAGAAAUUCUGUUUUUACGAUCGUAAAAUGUACGACGAGGAUGACGAAGAUGCUCUCGAUCCGGACAAUCCCGCAUUUCAGGAUACAAUCUACGACUCUGAACAGGCUCGAGUAUAUCGGUCCUAUGAAGCCGGAGAUGAUCCACACGAAGAUGUGUCAGACUUUGAUGUUACGUCAGAUCGAGAGGCGCAGACAGGAACUCCGACGACUGACACGGUUCCGGAUUCCACUAACAAGAGUCCAGUGGCUUGA
Echinostoma caproni is the source of this 2298-nucleotide messenger RNA. The record is from the annotation of a GenBank genome assembly. NCBI's taxonomy places the organism in Eukaryota, Metazoa, Platyhelminthes, Trematoda, Plagiorchiida, Echinostomatidae.